Messenger RNA from Penicillium psychrosexuale, 792 nucleotides. RefSeq lists its product as uncharacterized. Lineage: Eukaryota; Fungi; Ascomycota; Eurotiomycetes; Eurotiales; Aspergillaceae. The record is from RefSeq and is a predicted model, not a curated record. The coding region runs from base 1 to 792 and encodes 263 amino acids. The transcript has a single exon. Gene Ontology annotation, molecular function: 1-acylglycerophosphocholine O-acyltransferase activity. Gene Ontology annotation, cellular component: mitochondrial membrane. Gene Ontology annotation, biological process: inner mitochondrial membrane organization; cardiolipin acyl-chain remodeling.
AUGGGCAAGGUCCUGCCCACUCACCGUUCUGCCCAUUCCGCAUUCGGUGGCUUGACUCAACCCGCUGUCACCGAGGCUAUUCGCUUGUUAUCGAAGGGUCCCUUCCCCGUUGACCACCACCGCGCUUUACCCGAACUUCAGCACUGGAGCCGGCACAAUGUCUGUGUCGAUCCAUUCUCGGACCUGCCAGUCGCUUACACAACCGAUGGCAAGGACUCACACAUGGCACCUACCGCCUACGCCUGCAACUCGAAUUCGUGGGUCCAUAUCUUCCCCGAAGGCAAGAUUCACCAGUCGCCACGAAAGACCAUGCGCUAUUUCAAGUGGGGAAUCGCACGGCUCAUCUUAGAGCCGAAAGAGUGUCCGGAUGUUGUUCCGAUGUGGAUUGAAGGCUUCGACGAUGUUAUGCACGAGAGUCGGGAAUUCCCACGAUUCCUUCCUCGGCCCGGCAAACAUGUCAGCGUUACCUUUGGCUCCAAGGUGGACCCGGAUGCUGUAUUUGGAGAAGUGAGAUCUCGGUGGCAAAAGUUGAAAGAGAAGGUCGAGAAGAAAUACCCUGAUUCCCGGGAUCUGCCCCUAGGGGUGCUGAGCGAUGAACUGUUGAACGACAAAGAAGCCGUCGAGCUGCGCAAAGAGGUCACCUUUAAGAUCAGGAACCUUGUCUUGGACGUUCGCCGAUCUCGCGGACUGCCCGACGAGGACCCGAAGGAGGGCUUGGUGGAUACCUGGCUGGAAGAGGGUUCCAAGCGUGAGGGCCAUAUGAAGGAUGAUUCUUGGGUUCGGGAUAUCUGA